AUGGCAGCCGAGAGAGCUUGCUGGACCGUGUGCUUGGUGACGCUGCUUCUCCACAGCGUUCCCACCGCCACUUCUUUCAUGCUGGGGGUGAACACCAGCACUCGUGAGACCGAAUGGCAAGAACCACCUCUCCGCACGGAGGCUCAACGAUCUGCGUGCGCGGCCUACGCUGGGGAGUACGAAGUCUGGUACCAGGGGGCGCAGGGCAGUACGAAUAUGAUAAUAUAUUGCGACUGCACCGCGACCCAGCCUGGAAUUUUCACGGACAGCCUUCGUUUUACCAGUGUCUCGUCCCAGUGCCUCGGUGCUUCUCAGUUCUAUAUCUUGACGCACGGGUCCAGCAAGUACGAGUGUCUGUACCAGAGCGGCACCACGAUCGCAGGCUAUUAUUUCACAAGCUGGAAUGCAUAUUAUGGGACCGUCGAGUACCGGUUGAUACGCCGCGACUCUAUUUGUAACCCUACGCCGUACCCGACGCCGUACCCGACGCCGAACCCCCCGACGCCGAACCCGACGCCGAGCCCGACGCCGAGCCCGACGCCGUACCCGACGCCGUACCCGACGCCGUACCCGACGCCGAACCCGACGCCGAGCCCUUUCACCGUCGACUGCACUGGGCGCAACUACGCUAAUCAGGUUGCAUAUUGCCAGUCGCAGGGCUUGUCCAUCGCCAGCAUCCACAACGAUGCGGACAACAGCGCGAUCUUGAGCUUGCUCCAAUCUCAGGGGUGCAACGCGUACAUCGGCGCUGAGUCCAACGGAGCCGGCGUCUGGUCGUGGAGGGACGGCACGCCAUGGAACUACGUCGGCCCGUUGAACGAUGGGAUCCAUGGCUACAGUGAGACAAAGAUUGCGUACCUCAGUGACGGCUGGUGGCACGAUUGGGAGACGGGCAGUGCUAUUCACGGUGUGGUUUGCCGGGGCGUCACGCCCAGCCCGACACCCUACCCGACGCCGUACCCGACGCCGUAUCC
Prorocentrum cordatum is the source of this 974-nucleotide messenger RNA. The record is from the annotation of a GenBank genome assembly. NCBI's taxonomy places the organism in Eukaryota, Dinophyceae, Prorocentrales, Prorocentraceae.